AUGACGUUCCUACUGGGCCUAGCUGAUGGGAUUCUUCUUGGUGUGACAGCUCUCAUUCUACUUUACAUGUACGCAGCAAGACACCGCAACUACUGGAAAAACCAGGGCGUGACCCACGAGAAGCUUUCCUUGAUAUUCGGACCUGCCAAGGAAUUAUUGUCGAAGCCAGUAUGCCUCAUCGAUCAGGAAAGAUAUAAGAAACAUGGUCGAUUAUACGGUGCUUAUGAACAAGGAAAGCCAUGUCUGUUUGUUGCCGAACCACGCUUGGUAAAGCAGAGCCUCGUCAAAGACUUCCAUCUUUUGCCCAACAGGAAGUAUCAACUACCCCCAGACACACUAAGCAACAUCACGAUGUUUAUGGCUAGCGCUGACCGCUGGCGCACAAUCCGCCCCGCUUCGAGCCCGGCGUUCUCAACCGGGAAGCUGCGUAAGAUGAAUGUACUCAUUCAGGAAUGUGCGAGGAUCACGCGUAAGCACCUCGAAAGUUUUGCGGAGAAAAACGAUGACAUCGAUGUCAAACGGUUCUUCGGGAAGUACUCCCUUGACGUCAUUGCAAGGUGCGCGUUCGGCACGAGAAUCGACUCCCACACGGAUGCGACCAACGAGUUUGUGACGCAGGCCGCUAAAGUCCUCUCCCCAGGAUUAUCCUUGAAGUCUCUUAUUAAAGUGCUUUUUCCUGGUCUGAUCAAGUUCUUUAGCUCUAUAAUCGCAGACGAUGAAGAGUAUGAGUAUUUCAGAAAUCUUUGCCAGCGCAUCAUCAAGGAGAGACGUCAGAAUGGUCAACGCCAAGAAGAUUUCUUGCAACUAAUGAUGGAUGCUCAGGAUGGUAGUCUGGCCUCCAGCGAUGAUGGCUCAUUGGAGCUUGAGCACAAGCUGUUCCACGCUGGUUCGGAAACUAAUGUGACGGCGCCAACCAAUAGAAAACGUUUGAGUGAACUCGAAGCCAUGGCGCAGUGUGUGCUUUUCUUCGUGGUCGGACAGGAGACUACUUCGACAACGAUAGCUGUCACCGCCUAUUUCCUUGCACUUAAUCCAGACGUCCAGGAAAAACUUCGAAAAGAAGUGGACGAUUGCUUCGCGACCAACGGCCCAGAACCGAGCUUGGACGUCAUAUCUCAAUUGAAGUACCUCAACUGCGUGGUAUCCGAAGCGCUACGCUUAUUUCCAGCUACAGCAAGGCUUCAGCGGUCGGGCGACAUCGACUAUGUUCUUGGUGACACUGGAAUCAAGCUUCCGAAAGGAUGCUAUCUUUAUAUACCUGUUUACGCCAUGCACCACGACCCGGAGUUGUUCCCGGAUCCUGAGAGCUUCAGACCUCAACGUUUCAGCGAGGAGAACGUCGAUUCCAUUCAGCCGUACACCUACCUUCCCUUUGGUGCUGGGCCACGGAACUGCAUCGGAAUGCGCUUGGCGCUUCAGUCCGUCAAGCUCUGUCUGCUUCAUUCUCUCCACAGCGUUGAGUUUUUUCGCAGCGACAAAACGAAGGUUCCCUUGACCAUAAAGAAAGGACCUGGAGUCACGUCGAUAGAAGAAAUCAUUGUUGGAAUCCGGAGAAGACCAGAAAGACAUGACUAGCCAAGCUUUCGCAAAUUAAUGAAAGCUUGCUGUGUAAUGCGCGCCAUGCAGCAGCAAAGAUGGGUGUUUUCCUUGCGUAACUAAGUAUUGUGUAAGGCAAAAGGGCACGCAAUGGUUAACCUCCCCGUCUUUCCCCUCUUUGUUUCUUAUUGUAAGUGAAAGCAAUCGAAACUUA
Messenger RNA from Rhipicephalus sanguineus (brown dog tick), 1750 nucleotides. Its product is annotated as cytochrome P450 3A24-like. The transcript has 14 exons. Gene Ontology annotation, molecular function: heme binding; monooxygenase activity; oxidoreductase activity, acting on paired donors, with incorporation or reduction of molecular oxygen. The coding region runs from base 1 to 1575 and encodes 524 amino acids. Lineage: Eukaryota; Metazoa; Arthropoda; Arachnida; Ixodida; Ixodidae. The record is from RefSeq and is a predicted model, not a curated record.